AUGAUAUCCCAGGCAUCUAAAACUACAGUCAUAAGAAGAAGGGCUCUAUGCUCUAUUCGUCAAUUCUCAAACACGCUAAAAUCAUCACAAGAAAGCACAUCAUCAUCACCAUCAUCUGAAAAAGACCAACAAGCCAAGAAAUACUAUGGAGUUCUACAGUGUAUACCACGUAAUAGUCUUCGUGUCUUUCGAAAGGAGCUGGCUCACAUCAGAGUAGAUCAAGCUGGUGAAUUAGGUGCCAAUUACAUUUAUAUGGGUCAAUACAUUGUUCUUGCUAAUAAAUACCCUCAUUUAAAACCCGUUUUACAACAUAUGUGGGAUCAAGAAAUACAUCAUCAUAACACAUUCAAUGACCUUCAAACCCGGAAACGUGUUAGACCAUCUAUAUUAACUCCAUUGUGGAAAGUAGGUGCCGUAGGGAUGGGAAUGGGUACGGCAUUGAUUAGUAAAGAAGCAGCAAUGGCAUGUACAGUAGCUGUGGAAACUGUUAUUGGAGGUCAUUAUAAUCAACAAUUAAGAGUAUUGAUGAAUCAAUAUAAUGAUGUGGCCAUAUAUGAUAAACAAACAGGUGAAGAGAUUGUUGAUAAAUCAAAGAUUGUAAGUGACGCAAGUACUUCUCCUGAGUUAAGUAGUUUGAAGAAACAAAUUAGUCAAUUUAGAGAUGAUGAAUUAGAGCAUUUGGAUACUGCCAUUGAGCAUGAUGCUAAGAAAGCAGUUCCUUAUAUUUUAUUGACUGAAGGGAUUAAAUUGAUUUGUAGAGGUGCUAUUUGGACUGCUGAAAGAGUUUAG
This is a messenger RNA of Hemisphaericaspora subhashii, 789 nucleotides long. Its product is annotated as putative monooxygenase. Gene Ontology annotation, molecular function: 3-demethoxyubiquinol 3-hydroxylase activity. NCBI's taxonomy places the organism in Eukaryota, Fungi, Ascomycota, Pichiomycetes, Serinales, Debaryomycetaceae. The transcript has a single exon. Bases 1 to 789 code for a protein of 262 amino acids. Gene Ontology annotation, biological process: ubiquinone biosynthetic process. The record is from RefSeq and is a predicted model, not a curated record. Gene Ontology annotation, cellular component: mitochondrial inner membrane.